Cyprinus carpio (common carp) is the source of this 3551-nucleotide messenger RNA. RefSeq names its product SWI/SNF chromatin-remodeling complex subunit SNF5-like. NCBI's taxonomy places the organism in Eukaryota, Metazoa, Chordata, Actinopteri, Cypriniformes, Cyprinidae. The coding region runs from base 34 to 1302 and encodes 422 amino acids. The transcript is spliced from 6 exons. The record is from RefSeq and is a predicted model, not a curated record.
AAGGUGGUCACCGGCCCAGCGCCACGGUGCAAGAUGACUGCCAGCUCAGCGCCAACGCCCAAGAUGGGCGCUGAGGCGUUUUUGGAUUAUUUCUCCAUGCUGUCUAAGAUCCUAGAGAUUCCCAGGAGUGUUCACGUCAUGUCUGCUGAGCCAGCACCACAGUACAAGAUGGCCACCAACCCAGCGCCACUGCACAAGGUGGCCGCCAGCCCGGAGCCACUGCAGAGGAUGGCAGCUACAGUGGGCUUUCCUGAGUUGAGUCAGGUGCCCGUUGACCCUCCAGAGUCGAGUCAGGUGCCCGUUGACCCUCCAGAGUCGAGUCAGGUGCCCGUGGACCCUCCAGAGUCGAGUCAGGUGCCCGUUGACCCUCCAGAGUCGAGUCAGGUGCCCGUGGACCCUCCGGAGUCAGGGUUAGUCACCGUCGACCUUCCGGAGUCAGGGUUAGUCACCAUCGACCUUCCGGAGUCAGGGUUAGUCACCAUCGACCUUUCAGAGUCAAGUCAAGUCACUGGUGAUCUUCGAGGACCGAGUCAAGUCACCGGUGAUCUUCAAGGACAGAGUCAAGUCACCGGGGUUCUUUAUGGGAGAAUUCAAGUCACCAGUGAUCUUCAUGAACAAAGGCAAGUCAACAGUGAUCUUCAUGAACAAAGGCAAGUCACAAGUGAUCUUCAUGAACAAAGGCAAGUCACCACUGAUCUUCAUGAACAAAGGCAAGUCACCACUGAUCUUCAUGAACAAAGGCAAGUCACCACUGAUCUUCAUGAACAAAGGCAAGUCACCACUGAUCUUCAUGAACAAAUGCAAGUCACCAAUGAUCUUCAUGAGCAGAGACAAGUCAGCAUCGAUCUUCUGGAAUCCAGUAUAAACACCAUGGGAUUACCAGAGUCUCGUCACUCCUCUGUGGAACUACCAGAGCCUCUCCACGUCUCUGAUGAACUACCAGAACCGUUCCACGUCUCUGCUGAACUACCAGAGUCUCUCCUCGCCUCUGCGGAACUUCAAGAGACUCGUCAUGUCUCAGUAGAUCUCUCUGAGCACCCGACUGUUCCUGUUGUGGCCACGGAGACUACCCUUAACAUGUUCAUGUUCUAUGUUUCAGACUUGUCCAACCAGACUUGUCCUCCUGUUGGUCCGGCCGCACGGAUGUGGUGGUCUUCUGCUCCGCCCUGGGGGCUUUCUGCCUCGACCACAAGGGAGUGGUGGUCGUCUGCUCCGCCCUGGGGGGCGUCUGUUUCGACCACAUGGACGUGGUGGUCUUCUGUUCCGCCCUGGGGGGCUUCCGCCCUGACCACACGGUUGUAGUGGUCUUCUGCUCCGCCCUGGGGGGCGUCCAUCCUGACCAGACGGUUGUGGUGGUCUUCUGCUCUGCCAUGGGGGGCGUCUGGUUCGGCCGCACAGUUGUGGUGGUCUUCUGCUCCGCCCUGGGGGUCUUCUGUUUCGACCACACGGACGUGGUGGUCUUCUGCUCCGCCCUGGGGGGGGUUUCCGCCCUGACCACAUGGUUGUGGUGGUCUUCUGCUCCGCCCUGGGGGGCGUCACGUGAUGUCCUUCUUGGACUUGUGUUUUUGUGUUUAUUUUUUGUUGUUUUUUUUUGGUCUGUGUCUUUCUUUCUGUUUCCUCCUAUGGACCUGGCCCUCCGUCCCUCCCCCUGAUCCUCCUGCCGGUCCACCUCCCUCCUGGGUUUCUUGUCUGUGUCUUUCGUUCCGUUUCCCUCUAAGGACCUGGCCCUCCGUCCCUCCCCCUGAUCAUCCGCCGGUCCACCACCCUCCUGGACUCCUUGUUUUGUGUUGCACUUCUCUUGUCUCUGUUUCCCCAUUUUACCUGGUUGUCUUGUCUCUGUUUCCCCAUUCUACCUGAUCCUCUUGUCUCUGUUUUACCAUUUUAUCUGUUUCCCUGGGUGUCCACUAGUGGGAUCACUUCCCCUUAGACACUUCACCGUAGGCACUAGAAUUCCUCUAGUCUGGUCCUGUCUUCACAGUAAUUGCACUCCUGUUAAUUGCACCAGGUGCAGGCAAUUUAUUGUCAUUAGCCUCCCUAUAUAUUCCUGUCUUUUCCUGUUGUUUGUAUGGAGUCCUUACCCUUCGUGUAUGCAGCAUUCUCGUCAUCGGAGAUUCCCCUUCGUCUUCUCGUAUUCUGAGUUUCUCCUUAAUCUUCUCGUCCUCCGCGUUCCCGUUCCUUUCUUUUCCAGUUCCCUCCUUUGUUUCCUUUGUUUGUUUUGUUUCGGACUGAUUAUUUGGUUUUGACCCUGGCUUGUUUGAUAACGAUUUUGGAUUACCCUUAUUGGAAUAAAUACCUGCAAUUGGAUCUCUCGCUCUCCCUGUGUCUCUCUGGUACACGAAUCGUCACAGAUGGUAGCCUUGGUGCAAUACAGGCACGGAUAGAGGAGCUGGCUGUCCUCGUCAAAGUACGCAGCCUAAACCUUUACAAACAAACAGAUAGCAACAAGAGGCGACAUAAGAUACGAAGAGUCAUUUUAAAUGACAAACGCCUGGCAGCAGGUGUUGCCGAGUGCAAUCAUCUGGCUGAACCGUCUGGACAAAUUGUGUCACGUGGCCUUGGCAAAAUGAAAACCUUCACACCAAAAGGAUGGUGCAACGCCUGAAGGAGGAAGAAGUAAUCCUCUGUAAGGAAAUGCUGCAACACUGGACAGCACUAAAGACACAAUACUUGACACUGGGAGCCCUUUCUUCAAACUGUCCAACAAACAUUGACUCCAAGCAAGAUGGUGAAGCGGUGCGCCCACGGCGUAUGUAAAUCGGACACUAGAUACCCCGAGAGAUUGUCUGGAGGAGUUGUGUUCUUUCCAUUCCCAAAGCCGAAAACACAACGUGAGCGGUGCCUACAAUGGAUAAAACAGUGUGGACGGCCCCACUCCCAGUUAAAUGCGUUGAACAUUACGAAGCAUAAAUACGUCUGCUCAAAGCAUUUUAUGAACAGAAAACAUUCCCCUGAGUUCCCCAAUCCCGUAAAUGCUGUGCAAGGGCCUAACCCAGCUAAGGAGAAGCUUGGAGGCUGACGAAAGUCGCCCAAAAAAUGACGCAGAAUCUGUGUGCAGGAUGCCUCCUCCGGUUCCAUCUCCACUACUGAUGCAGGAGAGAGUCAACAACAUGCUGUUGAAAGUGGUGAGUGGAAUGCAUUUUUCACAUUACUGCUGGCGUAAAUGUAUUUACUGUAUUGUUUUCCAUUCUCAGUUUAACUUUUGCCAAAAGUAACUCAGUAGUGUAACUCAGUAAAAAAAAUGAACAGUAAUAUGUAAUCCAAAUAUAAAUAAGUGAAAGUGAAAGAGAAAUGAGUGAAAUGAGUAAUAUAGAAGUGAAAUGAGUAAUAUAGAAUAUAUUACAAUGUUAAAGUAACUUGCUCAACACUGCGAACCAAACUAAAGAACAAAAUAAGAAUCAUUGGCACAUAAUAUAGUAGUUAAAGAAGAAUGCAUCAAGCUUGCACUUCAUUUGUUCCCAUUUUGCAACAUCAAAGUGUAUUCUCUCUAGGUGGUAGUCGUCUUCACAUUUAACAAAGAAAUCACACCAGGACAUACCUGAGAGACCAAGCUG